Messenger RNA from Symsagittifera roscoffensis, 5659 nucleotides. Its product is annotated as cGMP-specific 3',5'-cyclic phosphodiesterase-like. Gene Ontology annotation, biological process: signal transduction. Gene Ontology annotation, molecular function: protein binding; 3',5'-cyclic-nucleotide phosphodiesterase activity. The coding region runs from base 1094 to 5089 and encodes 1331 amino acids. Lineage: Eukaryota; Metazoa; Xenacoelomorpha; Acoela; Convolutidae. The transcript has 15 exons. The record is from RefSeq and is a predicted model, not a curated record.
CCUAGUGAUUUUUAAUUAAUUUUUCUUUUCUAGAGCAACUACUUUGAAACUGAAGAAUUCGUUCCUGAUUUUCUCGUUUCGACUUCGAACUUUUAUUCGCAAACACCACAGUUCAGCUUUACCAGCAUUGUAAAGUAAAUUCAAACAAAUAUCUGAUUCUCUUGUGAUUUGCUCAGCUCAUUUUCUCUUUGUUCUUUCUUCUUCUUGUGGUUUAUGCAAGAAUUUAGAGUGAACUAGCGAAUGGUAAUUUGAGUCUCGGGUCAGUUAAUCUGGUCUGGUCUGAGUGUUUUAGUUGGUACUACUUGUUACUAGUAUAAGUCGACUGCUGCGACUGUUGAUUAAAUUAAAAAUACAGCUGACUACUGCAUUAUCAGCGCUUGUUUUAUUGGUUUGUCUUGGUGCUGCCGCUCCCAUUGCCUUCUUUCCAUUAAUUUUAUGGACCAAAAUUGCAAAUUUACGGCAGCCGUCGCAUUCAUGUAAUAAUGUGCUGAUUAAAUUCUAAAUUGGUGUACCAAUUUCGUCGCUGUUUUUUGUCCCUUGUAUUGUAUUUAGCAAAAGAUGGAACGAACGAGCAAGUGCUAAUCUAUCUCACCAAUUCUAUGGCAAAAUGCAGCUUUGUGAAUCCAAACUUGCGUGCAAGUUUUAUUGCCUGCUGAAGAAGCCAUACAAGAACCUGAAAUUUGUCUCAUUAAGUCGCAAUUACGCUCUCUGAUCAUUUAUUUACCUGUGCGCACUUUUGCCAAUCGAUAAGAUUUUAGCCGGUGGUUCUUAUAUAACAGCUCAUUUUCCUGCCAUUGAUACAUUGCAAACGGGAGCAGAAUAGAAGCGUACAAGCCCGUCGUAUGAUUUUUCAGAUUUCAGUUGAGUGCCUUAUCGAUAGAGAGGGAAAACAAUAGCACUAUAAAACAUACCAUUCCGUCUAAUUCCCUCCCGCCGUGGCGUGCUGUUAAAUUACAUCUGCAAGUCUAUCUCCGUCUCCAAUUCAUUCUUAGCUACUUACUUGCUUGCAUCGUCUGCAGCUACCACUGCAUGUGUCUGCUGUUGAGUAGUCGUUUGUUUCGAAUCUGACCCACGAGCAGACAUCCAUUCUAAGAUGGAUGGGUUUAAACUUUUCGUUGAUUUAUUCCAUCGGCUCAACAUUAAGAACGAGCAGGAAAAUCGAGUGAAAAAAAAUCGGACAAAGUCAAAAGGAGAGACAAACCCUAAACAGCACGCAGUGCAAAUAAACGGAACCGGCCUGGACCUCUUGUCCAGUUCAGACCCUGACUAUUCGCAUCACAUAUCUCAGCCGGUGGCAGACGGACCUGACAGCAGAACUGCACGUAUAUCUUCAGAUCCUCAAGCGUCUGCGUCAUCUCAGUAUAUGUCGCCCGAAGUCUUUUCCAACGACCCGAUUCCAAGUUUAAAUCCAUUGUCUCCACGACAAGUAACAUUCGAGAAUCAUGACACUGAACAUGAUUUAAGCACACAUAUGGAAAUGGAAUCGAUGGCAACUCUGACAGAGACUGCGGGUGGUGAGUGCACUCCAGAGCAGGUGUCGCAGUUUUUGAGGAGCAAUCCGAGUUAUCUGACGAAACACGUGAUCAGUGAGGUGAACUUGGAUGUGGUGCAGUCAUGGCUAAUGCAAUUGUGCGCCUCAGGCAGACGACGCUCUGAAACAGAAGCGAUUCCGGCCAAUUCUACUGUCAAUCACGCGACCAAGCGCAAGCACUCUAAACCUUUGACGUCGGAAUUUCUCGAAAUGAGAAACUCCUCGGUGACAGGUAACGGUCGCGCCCCUCUGAGUGGGACAGCGACCACUUCAGCCAGCAGUACUUGGCGUAGCAGUAGCCAUCGCAGAUUCUCUCUCGGUACCGAAAGAGACUCGCCGAAGAACGAUGAUUCGGGCGCAACCACACCUACUCGAAAAAUAUCAGCACACGAUUUCAACAAUGGGGAAUUAGACGAAUUGCCUCUCAUAGAUCAUUCCAGUGGUUCAUUCAUCACUGGAGAGUUACGACGCCUAAACAUUGAUCGUAUUUGGGAACAAAUACCUGACCAAGUCGACUGUUCUGACGAGGAAAUGUACAGUAAAUUAAGCAAGCAACAGGCCAUUGCCUCCAACAUGGGGGUGAUCGACCAGGAACUGUUGCUGGCUGAGUUAGUGAAGGACAUAGCCAACGAACUAGACAACCGACUGCUGUGUCACAAAAUCCUCCAACAUCUCUGCGCCCUAAUCAACGCAGACAGAGCACUUCUUUACUUGGUAGAAGGUGAUAAAAAAUCAGACCGCAACUACCUCGUCAAUGCCCUUUAUGACGUCACAAGAGGGGUGGACAACGGAGUCUCAAAUGAGGAGGACGUUGAAAGCAAAAGUGGGAGGUAUCUGCGAGUGCCCAUAGGCGUAGGAGUGAUAGGAACUGUAGCAAAGUGCCGAGAGCUCAUCAACAUACAAGAUGUGAAUGAGGACGAGAGGUUUCUACGAGGAACUGACGAUGGCCUCCUUCCCCCUUCUUACGCAGUUAACAACAUGCUAUGCGUUCCUGUCCUGAAUGUCAGUCAAGAAGUGAUUGGAGUGGCGCAGGUCAUCAACAAGCAACGAAAACCCCAAAACAUGACGACAUCGCUGGAUGUUACCAAAGAACUACGGACGAAUGGCUGUGAGCCACCGACUGAAGCAUUUAAUGCGCGGGAUGCCAGAUUAUGCAGAACGUAUCUUGCUUUCUGUGGAAUUUGUCUGAUGAAUGCCAAAUUGUACAACAGGUCUCGGCUGGAGAGCAAGCGAAGUAAAGUGUUGCUGGAGAUGGCCAAGUGUGUGUUUGAAGAGCAGAGCACUGUGGAGGUACUGGUCACUCGCAUCAUGCGACAACUACUCUCUUUCAUGCAAUGUGAGAGGUGCUCUGUCGCCAUAUUCCCCUCCAACGUCACCCCAGCUCCUUCCGAUGCAAACCCUCUGACCAACACGAGCAGCAAUUACACAGCCCAAGGCAACCUAACUGCAAAACCCAAUGAUAUCGGCAACCGAGCUCUUGAGCAAUCUUUGCUGAGCCGAUCGAAAACAUUCCACAUGAGCUUUUCUGAUCUGGACCAGUUUGGAGAACUGAUCGAGGAGGAUUCAAACUACACAACCUCCCCGUUUCCCCCGCAGUCUCGGAAGGCCACCUCGUUCUCACCUGUCCCCUCUUCUACCUCGUUUCCCCUCUACCACAAUAUUCUCUACCAGUGCAUGAACACAUCUUCCCCCGAAUCGAUGGUCAAUUUGUCCUCUCCCAUGGAAGACCCAUCAGUGGAACCCUACUGGACCUCUUCUGAGAAUGGCGAUGACUCAUCAUCAAGUGCUUCUCGCCCCUCUUCAGUGCUGUGCUCCGGUAUCCGCAACAGCAAGGGGGAGUUGAUAGGGUGUGUGCAGCUGGUGAACAAACCAGAGGGUGGGUUCACAAAAACAGACGAACACUUUGUGGAAGCGUUUGUGAUCUUCUGUGGUUUGGGAAUUUCGAAUACACGCACCUACGAGGACAGCGUGGAGUUGUCCAACAAACAGAAAGUGUCUAUGGAGAUGUUGAGCUACUACACAAAAGCGAGUGAUGCAGAGGUCAAGUCAGUGCUUUCCCAUGCAUACCACUCGGCAGCAUCCUCGGGCAGUUCCAGGUCACGAAUGAACCUCACAAACCGAGUUGGCGAUGUCGAAAACAACUCCUUCGAUUUUAGAAGCAAUCCGAGUCAGUCCGCAACGAGUACGAACAGGAGUAGUUUCGCUUUCGUGCCAAGACAGGAUUCCUCUCCCGCCUCCUCUCAGGUUGAACUAGACGACAACUCACAGGAUAGAGACAGAGCCCAGUCGCUGAGUGAAAUCACGGCAAAGUCUCAACCUCAAUCAAACAAACAAUCCCUCAAAACCAUCUCUUCUGGAGUUAACAAUUCCAAGAAGAAAACGUCGCAGCCCAUUCCGAUAACGGAGUCACAGGAAGAAAAGGCAUUAGUAAAGUCUAGGAAGAUCUCAGCCCCUCCUCAUCCCCGUAAACUGAGGCAUUCUGUCGCUGAGGUGUGUGACGAGGAAGAGGAUGGGGAUACCAAUUGGGUGUGUUCGGACUGUGCUUUGAGUGGAGGUGGGGAGUGGAGGAAAAAGACACUUGUUCGCCAUAUCUACAACUUCAAAUUAGAUGAACUGAAGUUGUCUGAAGUAGAUACUUUGUCGUAUGCGCUUGCUAUGUUCAGGGAAUUGGACCUAAUCAGGGUGCUAAAAACAGACGAAAAGACUAUGGUGAAGUGGCUGGUUACGACGAAGAAGAACUACAGACAAGUGACGUAUCACAACUGGCGCCACGCUUUCUCUGUGUGUCAGCUGAUGUUCGCUUGCCUCACCACAGGAAACCUCUGCCCCCACUUCUCCCCUCUGCAGAAGGCGGCACUCCUCCUUGCCACCAUCUCACAUGACUUAGACCACAGGGGAACAAACAACUCAUUCCAGAAAUUGACUGAAUCGCCAUUGGCUCAGUUGUACUCUACCUCCACCCUGGAGCACCACCACUUCGACCGCUUCCAGGCCAUACUGCUCGAGAGUAGUUGCGACAUCCUCGCCAAUCUCAGAUCAGAGGAACAGCAAGCGGUCGUCUCCAGCGUCAAGCAUGCAAUCAUAUCCACAGAUCUGGCACUCUACUUCCAGAAAAGAGACGCCUUCUUCCAACUUGUUGAGGAUGGAUCUUUCGACAUCAGUGAUUCUGCACAUCACGCGCUGCUUUGCUCCAUGCUUAUGACGGCAAGUGACUUGGGAGCCAUCACCAGACCUUGGCAUGUGGAGUUCCAGAUCGCAAACAUGAUAGCGGAGGAGUUCUUCGAGCAGGGAGACAUCGAGAGGCAGAAGUACAACAAAGAGCUCAAUCCGAUGUUCGACAGGUCGAAGCAGAGCGAGAUACCUCAACUGCAGCUCAACUUCAUUGACAAAAUCUGUGGACCAGUUUACAAGAAUCUGGCGCUACUGUUUCCUAGUUUGAAGCCGUUACUUGAGGGACUAGAAAAUAACCGAAGACAUUGGUCAGAUCUAGCAGAGGAAGCAGAGGCACAGGCGACCUCGGAAACAGAUGCCGCAGAUGAGAAGAACAGUAGCUGCUAGUUUUUGAGACCAGAACCACAAGCACACACAGUGGAUAUCGAGGUGUGAUGCGCAGAUACUGAAGUACAUAGAAAUGCAUUGAGGCCCGAAACAGGGAGAACGACGGAAAUUCUUCUAGGUGACUUGAAUAAAAUAGAGAUUAAGAUGGAAGCAAAUUGCUCCGACGAACUGGCCACAGCGAGGAGAAGAAAUGUGCUAAAAUCAGAUGCUAUCAAAUUAGAAUUGGAUGACCGCUUAUCCAACCUUAGAUAUGGUUUGAUCGGGAAUUCUUUAUAUUUGGAUACCAUAAUCAUCACUUCACGCGGAAAUUAAAACGUUAUAGCUCGGUUGCCUUUGUACUAAAACACUCAAUCUCCUUAUUUAGCCACUAUUUGCAUGAGUUUCCAGUGGUGUCUUCUCAGCUAGAGUUAUAAUUACAAUUAAUCAUGCUCCUUUUCUUGAAUUUGACGUGUAACUGUUUAUUUGUGGUCAAAUUAAUUUUUCAUUAAAAUAAACAUAGAAUUCAACAUUUAAUGUAGUUUUGUAGUGAUUUAUCAAGAUUACAAAUUGAAUUUUACAGAUUCCCGAAAA